UAAGCCAAAGUAAUUAAGACCAACACUUUUCUCCUUUCCCAUGGAUAUCAUAGAGAUCAACUCAAAUAUCCCAUUUGACUCUCAAAUCCCAUGUUCAAAUCACUCCCCAAAACUAUAUAUUGAACCUGAAAAGUUUCAUGAUAGUGAGGAUCAUAGCUCUAUGCCUCCUAAAAGAUCAGUCGUGUUGAAAAAUAGAGUACAAAGAAGGUAUCUAGGGGUGAGACAGAGGCCAUCAGGAAGAUGGGUUGCCGAGAUUAAGGACUCAAAUCAAAAGCUAAGGCUUUGGUUAGGGACUUUUGACACACCAGAGGAUGCUGCCUUGGCCUAUGAUAGGGCUGCAAGGCUUUUGAGAGGAAGAAAUGCCAAGACCAACUUCCCAAAUCAGGGAAUUAUGAGUACUUGUGAAGAAAACUUCGACAUAUUGGGGAAAAAUAAUCCAAGGCUUUAUCAGCUUCUUCAACAGGCAGUCAUGAAGAACAAGGCCAAGAACAACUUUUGUAACAUGAAUAUUCCAUUAUGGAAUAAUAAUAAUGAUUAUAAUAUGGGAGAAGUACUAGAUCAGUACUUUGAUUCUUCAGUUUAUAAUGAUUUUGAUACUUUGGUUGAAGAAACCAUAGUUUGUUCUUCAUCCAACUAUGAUUAUGAUUACAGCGAUAAUCAUGAUCAUGAUCACGAGCACGAUCAUGAUCAUGAUCACGAGCACGAUCAUGAUCAGAGGGAUAAUAAGAAGAAUAGUAACAAGCUUUGUAGUAGUAAUAAUAGUACUACAAUUUCACUUGGUAGUUCUAAGGUUUAUUCUUCUGUUGUUGUAGCUCCUUCUUUCAGUGCUUCCAAUCAAUGUUAGAAGAAAAAAAUUGUACGAUCAAGAAAAAUAAAUGACACA
Molecule: messenger RNA, 883 nt
Organism: Humulus lupulus (European hop)
Lineage: Eukaryota; Viridiplantae; Streptophyta; Magnoliopsida; Rosales; Cannabaceae
Product: ethylene-responsive transcription factor RAP2-2-like
Exons: 1
Coding region: 41-844 (267 amino acids)
Biological process (GO): regulation of DNA-templated transcription
Molecular function (GO): DNA-binding transcription factor activity; DNA binding
Source: RefSeq, a predicted model, not a curated record